GGGCCGGGGGGGGAGCGGCUGGAAUUUGGGGAGGGGGCUGAGGGGGCUGAGGGGUCACCCCCCCCACCCCCCCCCACAGCCCCCACUGGGGGUCCCCGCUGCUGGGCCCACCCCCUCCCAGCCCCCUCCCGGUACCCCCCGCCCCCCCCGGGGUUAUUAAUUAGCGCCCUCCCGUCCGGUGGGGUCGGGGACCCCCCCAGCCCCCCCCCCAAUGUAAGAGAAGAAGCGGGGUCGGACCAUGAACAACGCGACGGCUCCUACAGCCCCCGGGCCCGCGGGGGACUCGCUGGUGGGCUACGUGCUGGGCCCCUUCCUCCUCCUCACCCUCCUCGGCGCCCUCCUGGCCGCGGUGAUGUACGUGCAGAAGAAGCGGAGGUUUGACCGGCUCCGCCACCGGCUGCUCCCCAUGUACAGCUACGACCCGGCUGAGGAGCUGCAGGAGUCUGAGCAGGAGCUGCUGGUGGAAGCAGAGGACACCCAGGUGGUGCCUGGCUGGGGGGGACCUUCACCCCAUCGACCCCCACGGAGGGACUGGAAGGCCUGAAGCCAAGUGGAUGGAGAGCUGGGACCCAAUCCUUGCCCUCGGGAGCGAGGGACAACGGUGUCAGUGCCACCACCAUCCCCUGGGAAGGCCGGGAUGUGCCACGGUGGUGACACCAGCAGGAAGCUGAUCCCACAGGACUGACCAUCAGGGGUUACACCUCCCACCUCAGCUCCUAUUUUUGCUGUUUGGUUUGUUGGGUUUCUUUGGGGUUUUUUUGCUGGAACUACCCCCACUAGCUCCUUAAAACCCACCGAGCAGGCCAGGGAGGGUGGGCUCUGGGGGCUUUGCUGAGGGCAGGAGGCAGAGGAGCAACGUUGGCUGGAGCAAAUAAAGAUGUUUCUUCAUUCAGCCAAGAGCCUUGGGCAGGGAGGGGUUUUCUUUUUUGGCUGCCAGACCAGGGGGCCACCCCCACACCCGAGAGGGUUGGCAUCGUGGGUCCCUGUCGUGGCAGCAUCAUGGCUUGGUUUGGUGGUCAAAAGAAGUGGGAGGUUUUUUUGGGGGGGAAUGGUGGGGUUUGGCUUGUUUCUCUUUCCACCAGCAGCUCCUUCCUGUCCCCACGGAGAAUCCCUGGCACUGUCCUGGAUGGAAAAGCUACCUGGAAAACCUCUUCCCACCCCAGCCAGAGCCCAGGCCAGAGGCAUCCAACAUCCAGAAAAUGUUUUAUUCAAGUAACUGCAAACAGGAAACCAAAAGUGGACCAAAAAGAAAAAUAAACCCAAACCAAACCCCAUUUUUUUUUUUUUCUCCCACCGUGCUCGCCCGGCACCGACCUCCAACGUGCAGGGGCAGUGUUGGUGGGAGGGAGCAUCCCAUGGUCCCCCCCACCCCACCAGCCUUUAUCCCUUGGAGCAGCAGAGCAACCUAGUCUUAAAAAUAACAAUUAAAAAAAAAAAACCAAAACAGAGGGGAAAACCAAACAAAAUAACCCCCCGGACCCCAGCGACGCCCCGAAAAAGGAACCAGGGAGCCAGGGAUGUCCCUGGCAGCUGGUUCAGAGAGUGGAACUUAAAUAUCCAGAGGUAGCUGUGAAUGAAAGGAAACCAACAAAAGUACUUUAAAAAAAAAAAACAAAAACCAAACAAA
Apus apus (common swift) is the source of this 1627-nucleotide messenger RNA. It is a transcript of the gene SMIM29, whose product is annotated as small integral membrane protein 29. Lineage: Eukaryota; Metazoa; Chordata; Aves; Apodiformes; Apodidae. The transcript is spliced from 5 exons. Bases 239 to 544 code for a protein of 101 amino acids. The record is from RefSeq and is a predicted model, not a curated record.